Molecule: messenger RNA, 1047 nt
Organism: Cherax quadricarinatus
Lineage: Eukaryota; Metazoa; Arthropoda; Malacostraca; Decapoda; Parastacidae
Source: RefSeq, a predicted model, not a curated record
AUGGGCAGAGCCUUGGCACCUGGAGCAAGUGAUGAAGCAUCACCGCAGGAGGCACAAGGGUAUGGAAAAAGUCUGGAUAAUGAUCCAACAAUAAAGUCAGGUCAGAACAGGAUAUGGAGGGAAAGAAUGAACCAGCGGUGGAAGAGGAGAUUGUCAACCGUGCUGAGUCUAGUGUGUGUCUUCUGGUGUGUUGACAAUCUUCUGAAGACUGAUAACGGCCUUCGUUCUGCAACACCUGGUGACACUAGUGAUAAUUACAAGAGGGUACUGAUGAGUUCUCUUGAUAUCAGUGAUAAGCUAACAGAAAAUAUAGCUUCUCUGCCAUCCGAGGUCGUUAGAAAAAAUACAACCCACUGUCAUCUACUGAAUAAUCGUCACCAAGAAGAUUUUAUUUCAAAUCAGAAUGUAUCUAAGGAUAGCUAUGAACUCCUCAACGCUCCCGCAGCUGCCGACAACGAGACCUACAAGAGCGUGGAAAAUCGUCACCGUUACAAUCUCUCCAUUCUUAUUAUGGCCUCGGUGGGUCGAAGCGGCUCUACAUUUCUCGGUGAACUUUUAGCUUCACAAGGGAACAACAUGUAUAUGUUUGAGCCAAUCAGGUCGCUACAAAAGCCGUACCUAAAGGCAAGUGUCGUGGCGGUACUGCUCAAUCUUUUUCACUGCAAUAUAAAGCAAAAUUUUCUUGAAUUGGGCAAAGUACCCUAUACAAAUAUCAAACAUCAUUACAUCAAAGACAAGUCAAAGGAGCAAAUUGUGCUGCACGCUGUAAACGAACACUGCAAGAUGGAACCAAUACGCAUUAUUAAGACGAUUCGCACUCGACUUCAGUGGACCAAGCAACUUCUAGAAGACAAAGAUCUUAAUCUGAAAGUGAUCCACUUAGUACGUGAUCCACGAGGAUCAUUCGUCUCCACGUUAAAUUUAGAAUGGAAUUUGACGACCAGUAAUGUGUGUCACAAGAUUCUGCAGGAGGGAAAGAAUGAACCAGCGGUGGAAGAGGAGAUUGUCAACCGUGCUGAGUCUAGUGUGUGUCUUCUGGUGUGUUGA